AUGCCAUUGAUCAUGGAGGGGGGCAUCGAUGUUGAUGAUCUCUUUGGCGAAUCCAGCUCCCUGGGCUUGGGGCUGCCACCCCCCGUGUCCGUGCCCAUGUCCAUGCCGAUGCCCGCCAAAGGCCUCGCCCAGUGCCUCGAUGAGAUGCGUCUCCUAGGAUCUCGCCAGAAGAUUACCUGGUCUCGCCUUGGUUGUGUCGCUUACAUCUCCCCAGAUGGCACUCGGGUCAGUGUCCGCCAUCUUCAGUGCCGUCCUUCGGAUGGCAAGUGGGUGCUUGGCGGGGAGUCAUUUUUGGCUACCGUCACAGAAGCCCAUAAUGGUAACCGGCUUGUCCAUCUCUCUUGCAACGAGACCGGCUCCGAGCUCGCUGUCGUCGACUGUCUCGGCCGGGUCUCCAUCUACUCCAUCUCGAUGGCUCUGAACAGUAUCACUGGACUGCGGCAAGCAAUGCUUGACUCCAGUGACGACAGCAACCAGGUUGUUGGUAUGAUGUGGCUCAAUACAACCCGCUCUGUCCAUGCCUUCCAUCAGGCUACCAAAGUCAGUGGUCGAUGGACAUAUUCGCCGUUCCGCCGGCGUCCAAUUGGUCCCUUUCACCCCGCCAACAAAGGCGCAUUGAUCUGUGUGACCCGAGCGGGCCAGAUGCGGCUCAUCUAUCAGAACCCAGACAGCAAAUGGGCAGAACUGCCGGCCGAGUUGAAGAACACCGGCUACUCAGAUAGACUGCUAACGCACGCGUCCAUGGUCGCAACUCAGGCUGGAAUUCUGGUCGCUACAUACUCAGUCUGCCAAAAGCUUUGCUUAUACCGAGUACAAGUUAACUGGAACCCACCACAAUGGGACCCAACGCAGGCCAAACAUCCAAAUCAAUUCCCUCUACCUUCCUUUCGUAUCCUUCAGUGCAAAGUGGACAUGCCUAGUCCCUUCCUGAACAUCGACAGAGGAGUCGAUGAGCAAAUGGCCCAGUCACUGCCAUUUCCAAACACUGUAUACUCAUUAACAAGAUUGGAGAUCAUGUCGGGUCAAGUCGACGGUCAACAAGGAUCCACUUCCAGCCCGUGGAUCCUGGCUGUCUUCUCUAAACCUCUUCAUGCCACACCUGAUUACCCGGAUCAACAAGGGCCGCCAAGUGUGAUUGUCCGGUGGCACCUCGAAUCAGCACCGCAAGCCUUCCAUCCCAAAUUUGACGAAGUUCCGUCGAAGAAAAGCAAUUUUCAACCUAAGUCCAAAAUGGAGCUCCGUCGAUUGGAAGACAUCCAUUGUGAUCGAUAUAUCAUCUCUGUGGAUAUGGUAGAACACGGUACCGCUCUUGCCGUCACACACGAUGACAGUUCAAUCUCUUUCUACGACACAAGGGGUAUGACGAUAUUUAAUGGGUUGGAUGACGGGAGUACCGUGACCUGUCUGGCCCAGGCUGGGUAUCAGUAUCCCAUGGAGACGCCAGGAAUUGCUAUCAGCUUUUCGCCGAAUUCCUGCGCAGCAGUUUCUCUGAACUCCGAGGGACAACCACAACUACGAUUAAUGGAGCACUCCUUUGGGUCUGCUGGGGGUUUAUACGAUGAGAGUAAAUUCUCCUCUGCCAUUGCGGCCCUUACACUCGCCUUCAGCCGCGGCUGUGGAGCAGACGUCAAUACGGAUGAUAUUCUCAUGGUCGCCCUGAGGCAGCUCUCAGCAGACGGCCAAGCGACACUGAUCACCGAAACGUUUCGCGCAUUGCCGGUCAACUGCAACUUCACCGUUGAUCAAGAAAAACUCAUGACCCAUCCUUAUAUACCCAAGUGCUUGAGCCUACAGGCUGCUCUGGGAUACAAUGGGAGAUUAAAACGACGCACACUCGCAUCCUCUGUGCCCUGGGCAGUCAUUCAACUCCGCCACGCCUCGGUUCUCUUCGCAUUCUUCUUCCAACACACCAAAGGAUCACCAAAUGAAGCCUACGAUCCAGAAAUUCUCCGCAUGAUUCUAGGCAACGCAAAGUGGACACUCGAUUUCUCCCACUUCGUCCUGAGCGAGAUCUUGGAUUUAGCCGCUGACUUCGAGGAUGUCUUCAAUGACCAGGAAGCAUUUACUCAGAAGCUUAAAUCAACAACCUCUAUCCCCCUCCUCACCCUCCUCUCUAGCAUGUCCCGUGCCUUCCUACGCUUCAUAUGCCGCGGCCUCCGAGGUGUACACGCCGGCUUCGCAAACACAAACCCAGCAACCCUAUCCAACGAUUCAAGAAUCUACUACACAGAGAUCUGCCAAGUCCUCGAAAACUCACCCGUGAGGAUAGACGUUUACGAAAAGUUCCUCGCAGGCGUAGACUCCGCCGUGAAACACGCCUACCAAGGCGCCGGCUUCGGCGACGCCGAACGCCCAGGCCCAGAAAAAGAACUUCUCGUCAGCGCGCGAAUCCCACCAGUCCUAAUCAGUGCCGUAGCAACACUCCUCCGCCAAACCGUUCCAACGCUCAAAGCAGAAAUCAAUCGCAAAGACAUCCUGCUGAACGAUUACAGCUGGAUUGGAUUUGGGACCGAUGCGCGGACAGCGCUGUAUCGACGCCAGCGUGAUGUGGAUAUUCUUAAGAAAGUUCCUCUCAGACCGCCGCUCGCGGUGGGGAGGGAUGGGAAGAUUCUUCAGGCGCAGAAGAGGAGGAGGUGUGUGAGGUGUUGUGAGGUUUCGGGGGAUACGUCGUUGCCGAGGUCGUUGCCUUAUUUUAAGAUGCUUGUUAAGUUGAAUCUUCUUCGGGCUUGUCCUUGUGGGGGGAUGUGGAUGUUGGAAACUGAGGCUGGUGCUGCGGUUCCAGGGGCUUCUGUUGGGGGUGGUUCGUCGUUGCAGGGGGCGAGGACACCUGCUGUCAUGGGAUCGGGCUAG
Molecule: messenger RNA, 2850 nt
Organism: Penicillium cosmopolitanum
Lineage: Eukaryota; Fungi; Ascomycota; Eurotiomycetes; Eurotiales; Aspergillaceae
Product: mediator of RNA polymerase II transcription subunit 16
Exons: 10
Coding region: 1-2850 (949 amino acids)
Biological process (GO): positive regulation of DNA-templated transcription
Cellular component (GO): mediator complex
Source: RefSeq, a predicted model, not a curated record